Messenger RNA from Phytophthora infestans T30-4, 1042 nucleotides. RefSeq lists its product as uncharacterized. Lineage: Eukaryota; Oomycota; Peronosporomycetes; Peronosporales; Peronosporaceae. The transcript has a single exon. The record is from RefSeq and is a predicted model, not a curated record. Bases 39 to 803 code for a protein of 254 amino acids.
ACUUCCAGUGCACUACUGCAGAUCCAAAUUUUGCAGCAAUGCCGUUCUACGCACUCAAGGGUGUCAAGUUUUUCAUCGGCCACCCGCAUCUGUGGAAGCAGGCGGCGUUCCCGCUGCUGCUCACGCUGGCCUUCAGCAUCUUCUCGGUCUUCCUCCUCUUUGCCUGGACGCUUCGCCCGCAGGAGAGCUGGCUGUCCGACAAGGGAUUGCCCUCGGUGUUCUCGUGGCUCUUCGCUGUGAUCUUUGUGAUCGUGGAGAUCUUCCUCGUCACGUUGCUAUACGCGUUCAUUGUACUUGAGUGCUUUAAGGACAAGAUAUUUGCCUUUGUGCUGCGCGAGAAGGGAUACGCUGCGCUGGUGGACCGUGAGUCCCAGGAGUCGGCCGUCGUGCGUGUGUGCUCGGCGUUUUUCCGCCUGGAUGCCAUUUUUCACGUGAUCCUGCUCAUCGUGUCGCUACCGCUACACCUGAUCCCCGUCAUUGGUAGCAUUGUCUACGCGUGGCUGCACAGCACGUUCAUGGCUUGGGAGUCGCACCUGUACUACUUUGAUCUCAAGGGUCUGGGCUUCAAGCAACAGCAACGCUGGAUCGGUCAGCGUAAGUUCCAGUACACGAGCUUCGGUUUCCAGAUGCUGUUGCUGCAAAUGAUUCCGCUUGUGGGUCCUCUCUUCAUCUUCUCCAACACAUGCGGAGCUGCACUGUUAGCUAUCAAGAUGGAGCGUGAAGGCGGUGACAAGUGGGUCGACGAGGAGGACGACGAAGCUCUUUUGUCCGGCAAAAAGACUGGCGUUUACGGAACGGUCUAAGCGUGGAUGAGUGUGAGAAUGGAGGGGCUGUAGAUAAGUGACAAGCAUGUUCUAAAAACAUUGGAGGGCAGGUGAGGAAAAGGCAGGGUAAUUGCCUACAAAUAUGACCUAAUCAGCCUUGACCAUGGCAAAAUGCAGUCCGUUACGGACUGCAUUUGGACUCCGUAGCGGACUGUUGAUCUCAAGCGAUCUACAAGUAGUAAAAUGGUACUAUUAUUACUACAGUAUAAUUCUACGUA